GAGGAGGACACCGCCGGUCACCAGUCCAGUCUGCAGUCGCCUCACAGGCCACCUGUCUCGGACUAUUUACCGGACACACACCGCUGGAAAAACACGUUUCUCCGGGACCGUUUUCUCUGACUUCAGAGACUCGGAUCAGUUAGAGGGACAGAUCUGCUUCGUGUUCGCCGGUGUCUCUGUUUGCUGAUGUCGGAAAACUGUUUUUUUUUUUGAGGAAUCCUUUUUGUGAACUUUAUUGUCUCUUAGUUUUGCCUGAAACUUCCGCAGCUCCUGGAUUUAACCUGAGCUAUUCUAAAUAUCCAGUUUUAUUCCGGUGAGACCAUAAAACUCAUCAGUGGUCCUCAGCGGGGGCCUCCGUUUUAUUUUGGACUUGUCCUCCACCCCACGUCCCGUCCCGGGGACAGACAGCCGGCCCUGCGCGCCUACCAUGCGCCAUGAAGCGGCCGUGUGAGGACAGCAGCUCGGCGGAAAGUGACGUGGAGGAGACCAUCGAUGUGGGCAGAGACAGCGUUCAUCCAGCACACAUGAAGGCGUCCUUUAUAAGGUGUGGUUCACCCACGACGACCACUCAAGUGAUGGCGAGGAAAAAACGCAGAGGGAUCAUUGAGAAGAGACGCAGAGACAGAAUCAACAGCAGUCUGUCAGAGUUACGGAGACUCGUCCCCACAGCGUUUGAGAAGCAGGGUUCAGCUAAACUGGAGAAGGCAGAAAUCCUCCAGAUGACCGUGGACCACCUGAAGAUGCUGCAGGCCACAGGAGGGAAAGGUUACUUUGACGCCCACGCUCUGGCCCUGGACUUUCUGUCUCUGGGCUUCAGGGAGUGUGUGACGGAGGUUUCCCGCUACCUGAGCGCCGUGGAGGGCCUGGAAUCCGGCGACCCCCUGCGCUCCCGCCUCCUGGCCCACCUCACCUCCUGCGCCUCCCAACGGGACGCCGCCGCCCUGACAGCCGCCUCCCACUCUCCGCAUCACCACCACCAGCAGCCUCACCCUUUACCUCACCCCUUCCACCCUCAUCACUGGGCUGCUGCAGCCGCCGCGGUGGCGACUGCGGCCGCGUUUCGCCAUCUACCAGCCGCCGCCUCACCGUACGGACUGAGCGGCCUGUCAGUUUCUGCAGAGGCCGGAGGAGGCGGUGCCCCCCAGAGGCUGGCGGAGCUGUCACAGCGCAGCGUGGCCUCCUCCUAUCCCUCCCACGCAGACUCCACCACCUCCUCCUCCUCUCCUUGCUCCUCCUCCUCCUCUUCUUCGUCUCUUGUGCUCACCUGCGCCCCCGCCCCUCUCUCCGCCUCCCUCCUCUCCCUGUCGGCUUCGUUUCCCAUCGCCCUCCACGGAGGUUUCCCCGUCCUCCCCCCCUCCUCCUUCACCUCCACCGCCACCACCAGUCCUCCCAUCACCUCCUCCUCCUCCUCCCAGACUCCCCACAGUAGCAGCAGUAAACCAUACAGACCGUGGGGAACCGAGGUGGGAGCGUUCUGACUGACCUGGCUGCUGACUAACAUCUGACCAACUCACAGUUUAACUGACUGGUUUUGACUGUGGACCCGGCUCACCUGCCCAGUUAACCUGUUAACCAGUUAACCUGUUAACCUGUUAACAGUUUUCACCUGCUGAUUUUAAAAAGUGACCGUUUGUCCAGAAGCUUCAGAGAAAAGAAAUGUGAGGUUUAUUCUGUCGUCUUUCUUCUUUUUAUUCAGAUUAACUGAACUUUUUUUUUUAAACAUGUUCCGCUGAAAUCAGCUGUUUACUUGGAUUCACUCCACCUGGACAAAGUCAGAACUCACUCUUGUUAAACAUUUGCUGCUCCUGCGUUUAUCUGAUCCCUCUGAUCCCUCUGAGCUCCACUGGAUCUGAAACUAUUAAAACACAUCAGCGAUCACACUGUUACACUGGGUCACAUGUUCCUCUAUCACCAUCAACACACACUGUAGUUCACUCUGACUCAGCCACACACACACACACACACACACACACACACACACACACACACACACACACACACAUAGGCCUGCUGCCACAAACACUCACUACAGCACCAAAUGCGGAUUAAUCCGCCCCUGAAAAUAGUAACAGUGAUUCUAACAUAAGUCUUUAGACUGUGAUGUUUCUGUUACCUGUGGGUUUAUAAACUGUCUGUGUGUCCCUGUGUGCUUUGAAUAAAGUG
This is a messenger RNA of Toxotes jaculatrix (banded archerfish), 2163 nucleotides long. RefSeq names its product hes-related family bHLH transcription factor with YRPW motif 2 (gene hey2). The coding region runs from base 435 to 1478 and encodes 347 amino acids. Gene Ontology annotation, cellular component: nucleus. The record is from RefSeq and is a predicted model, not a curated record. Gene Ontology annotation, molecular function: protein dimerization activity; DNA-binding transcription factor activity, RNA polymerase II-specific; RNA polymerase II cis-regulatory region sequence-specific DNA binding. The transcript has 5 exons. NCBI's taxonomy places the organism in Eukaryota, Metazoa, Chordata, Actinopteri, Toxotidae. Gene Ontology annotation, biological process: regulation of transcription by RNA polymerase II; Notch signaling pathway; regulation of neurogenesis.